UCGUAGAGGUUGAAAACGACGAUGGUUUGACCAUUACGACCGAGGUAGCACGUAAGCAGCUUCGUUACAUGCCUCUUAUACUUCGGUUGAAACGUAUACUUCGGUUGAAACGUUUGUUUAUCUCCAAGAAUACAGACAGACACAUGAGGUGGCACAAAGAAGGCGUACAUGAGAAUCCCGAUGUCAUGGCGCUAGUUUGGGAUGCAUUCUGGAAAUGGUACAAGUUGCCGGAAGAUGGGUCAUAUGAUCUGAACGCUCGUUACGUGUUUGAGUAUAACGCGAACGAUGUCGUUGCAGAUGCAAUGUACUAUGCACAAUUUUAGGCUAUAAAGGCAUGGUACAAGGCAAGUGAUGAUGAUCUGCCGAUGACGAAGACCAAGGCGGAGUGGUCAUCAAUUUACCUUAUGGAGGAGCAAUACCUUAAGGUGGCUGUGCCUUGGAUGGCUACCCAAUCAGAGGGUUAUCGAGCCUUGUGCAGGUGGUGGGCUUACCCUGAGUUUCGUGCCAUUUUCGAAAGAAACAAGGGAAAACGUGGUACUGAGUCGUUCCACAACUAUGGCGGCGAUGGGCAUGUGCGCUUGGCUAAGCGAAUGGUAUGUCAUAGUAUGUUAUAACUUCGAAUUACAUAGAAAUGUGCCAUUCUAACUUGUAUGUACAAGAAGUAAAAAUCGGUCGUAUGCCCACAGAUGUGGAGGUGUAUAUGCAAGGGCAUAGGGGCUCUGAUCCUUAGAAUCCUGAUAUUUUAUGCACUCAGACAACCACCGACCGUCUAGAGAUGGUUCAGCGCCAUAGGCAGGACUACGACUGGAGGAGCCAACCAAUCGACCCUCAAGCAGCAUAUGCUAGCGCAGGAGGACAAACCCAUGGACGGUUGGGUAUUUUUGAUUCUACGAUUGAUUCUAGGGAGUUGAGACGUCGUGGACGACAAUCCACAUCCUCGUCUUCGCAGUCAUAUCGUUCUCGAUCAUCAGCCCAAGAGAUAGAGAUUGCAGUGUUGCGUCAGCAGGCAGAUUAUCAUCAAUCAGUUUUGAGGCAACAAAUGGAGUACCAGAGGCAGCAAGCUGAGUACCAGAAGAAGAAGGAUGAGUAUUAUUCGAACCUCCUGGCACAGAAUCAAGCUCUACUCUCACAACUAGCACAACAAGCGGACGUCCCGAUGCCAACAUAUCGGAUGCCGCCUCCGCACCUUGCACUGAUGCGUCCAAUGUUGUCGCCUCCACCUCCGCCAAAAUUCCCUAUGGGCUUUGAGACACCUACCGUUUCAGUUGCCGCACCUGGAGAUGUGUUUGGUCAAGACGACGCCUCGACUUCUUGGGUGAACAAUAUUUUCAACACCCAGAGUCUAGUCGGAUGAAGUGAUUACAACUCCAACCAACUAGGUGACGGAUAUGUGUGACAAUUCUUCAACUGUGUUUGAUUUGGAACUAUGUCAAUGUUGAUGUCAAAGACUAUGUGAAUCUCAAAUUAUGAUGAUAUUAUGUGAAUAUAGAACUAUGAAGAUAUUAUGUGUGACGGAUGUUGGAACUAUAUAUUGAUGUCAAAAACUUGUAAUAUGUUUGUAAAUGUGAGUUGAUGUUUGAGAAUGUGAAUGCAAAUGUGAAUUGAUGUUUGUGAAUGUAA
Molecule: messenger RNA, 1620 nt
Organism: Zea mays
Lineage: Eukaryota; Viridiplantae; Streptophyta; Magnoliopsida; Poales; Poaceae
Exons: 7
Coding region: 776-1354 (192 amino acids)
Biological process (GO): transposition
Source: RefSeq, a predicted model, not a curated record